AUGUUUUUCACAUUUGGGAUCAUCUGUUUUGAUGUUCCGGAAACCUUCCUGCUUAACCUCCUAUACUGCCGAUUCUUUCACUGGAGAAAGAGUGAGAAAGAGAGAGAGAGAGAGAGAGAGAGAGAGAGAGAUCAAAAUGUAAUACGAAUCUCUCUCUCCCUUUAUCUUUUUCUCUCUCUCUUUAUAUUUAUUCCUCUUUAUUUUUCUCUCUCGUUAUCUUUAUUUCUCUCUAUCUUUAUCAUUAUUUCUCUCUCUCUCUCUUUAUAUUUACUUCUCUCUUUUUAUCUUUUUCUCUCUUUGUCUUUAUUUCUCUUUGUCUUCAUUUCUAUCUCUAUCUAUCUGUCUGUCCCUCCUUAUCUCUCUCUCUCUCUCUCUCUCUCUCUCUGUUAUAUGUUAAACAUAUUCUGCAAUGCACAUAGAAAGCAAUAUCUAUCUAUCUAUCUAUCUAUCUAUCUAUCUAUCUAUCUAUCUACUCCUCUGUAUGUGGGUUUGCGUGUGGCUUGA
Acanthosepion pharaonis is the source of this 504-nucleotide messenger RNA. NCBI's taxonomy places the organism in Eukaryota, Metazoa, Mollusca, Cephalopoda, Sepiida, Sepiidae. The record is from the annotation of a GenBank genome assembly.